Penicillium maclennaniae is the source of this 2157-nucleotide messenger RNA. RefSeq lists its product as uncharacterized. Bases 1 to 2157 code for a protein of 718 amino acids. The transcript is spliced from 2 exons. Gene Ontology annotation, biological process: regulation of transcription by RNA polymerase II; DNA-templated transcription. Gene Ontology annotation, cellular component: nucleus. Lineage: Eukaryota; Fungi; Ascomycota; Eurotiomycetes; Eurotiales; Aspergillaceae. The record is from RefSeq and is a predicted model, not a curated record. Gene Ontology annotation, molecular function: DNA-binding transcription activator activity, RNA polymerase II-specific; zinc ion binding; RNA polymerase II cis-regulatory region sequence-specific DNA binding.
AUGCCAGACAAUGAGAAUUCAUUAUCAAUACCACGCAAACGUCGCCGACCUGCACUGUCAUGCGAACAGUGCCGCCGCCGCAAAGUCAGAUGCGACCGGGAAAUGCCGUGCGGCCCAUGCAUGAAGUCCCAGCCAUCUUUAGAAUGUGAAUACGUCUACGAAGGAAAAGCAGCCUUGAAUGCUAGAAUUGACGCGUCAAGGCUCAGUGAGCACGAGUCACCGCCAUCUGCAGUGCGGAGCGUUACUGGACCAAGCGGCAGCACCACAGAUGGGGCUCGCAUCACUCAUCUGGAAGCUACUGUUCUGCAUCUUCAGAAUCGCGUGCAGACCUUGGAGGAAGCGGGCCAUGAACAUGCGACUCGGAUUCAGCGGUCACGAGGGUCUGAUGGAACGGGCUCAUCAUCCAAUGUCAGCAAGCUCGAUGAUCACAUUGCCGAUUUGGAGAAGCAAUUGGCCGAGGCGAAGGCGCAGAGGUCGGAGAUGCCACAGACAUCCAUUGCUCCACUUGCACCUCGUCUGAAAAAAGAUACGGGCGAUCGAACGAAGCUAUUUGGUACAACCCAUUGGGCACUUUUGUUCCAGCAGUUACGGCUUCUGAGGCAAUUACGCAGCAAAGCCAGUUACGUGGACGAGAACCAGGAUGAAGUUAGUAGUUCGCUGAAAGAGAUCCGAUCGAUACGGCGGUCAAUCAAAGCCCGACAGGCUCCGCGGCUCGUCAAUCCAGCCCAGGGUCUAUUGAGCGACUUGCCACCAAGGGAGCUUUGCGACAAGCUCAUACAACACUAUCUACGGACAUUGGGCUUAAUCUAUCGAGUGCUACAUGUUCCGACCUUCUUCGGAGACUAUGAGCGGUUUUGGAAAGAUUCUCAGUCAGUCUCCACUGGUUUUCAGAUGAAGCUUCUGUUGAUCCUCGCCAUCGGUUCUAUCUUCUACUGUAAGCCGGGCCCGUCAAACGAGCUAGGUAUUCCGGUACGGCGCUGGGUAUAUGCCGCACAUUGGUGGCUUUCAGGUCCCUCGGAGAAAGAUGCUGGGAAUUUGGAAGGCUUACAGGUUCACUGUCUACUGCUUCUCUGUCGCUUGGGAUAUGCCAUAGACAAGGAGACAACUUGGAACUCGGCUGGGAGCUUGCUUCGUCUUGCAGUCAAUCAAGGUCUUCACCGGGACCCCCGAAAUUUCUCGGCCUUGUCCGUUUUCGACGCUGAGAUGAGACGCCGUAUUUGGGCCACAGUACUCGAGAUCAAUGUGCAGCUCUCGAUCGAUACAUCCAUGCCACCGCUUUUCAGCUUAGAUGAUUUUGAUACUGAUCCACCCUCUAAUCUGGAUGACGAGGACUUUGACCAAGCUACGACUGUACUCCCGCCCUCGCAGCCUAAAGACUGGUACACACAUUCAUCGCUCCAGAUUCUCCUUUCUCAGUCCUUCCCGGCGCGACUACGCAUCGCUCGGAUCAUUAAUCAGCCCACUCAUAGACAGUGUUACGAGCCUACAUUACAUCUGGGCAGCGAAAUUGCCGCGUCUUGUAAAGAAAUGGCGGCUGCUUUCCAUAACUACUUCUCCCGCCCCGCCAAAAGCAGUUUCAGACCGACUCCUUUCCACCACCGACUUAUGGACAGUCUUCUCCACCGCUUUCUGCUCCAUAUAUACCGCCCAUUCGCUAUACAAGCCAUCAAAGACCCCAGAUUCUACCUGUCUCGAAAACUUAGCUUCGACUCUGCUCUCUCCAUCGCCUCAUACGCCGAAAGCCCCGAAGCAUCCCCAGGCGGCGACCACAUAGCAUACCAAGAUUUCCAACGCCUCUGUCUGUCCGGCGCAGGCCUCUUCAAAGGCCACCUGUCGCUUGAUGUUAUAAUUACAAUUGGUCUGGAACUCAUUACCCAGCUUGAAGAAGAAGUCGCGCAAUAUCCCUCGGCCACUGUUCUUGUUCCAGUCGAACCAAUAGCUGAAGCCUCUUGUGCCUUGCCUAUCAAGGCUCUUGAGAAAAUCAAAGAUCAACUCUGCCAAAGCUUGGAAGCAGGCAUACCGAGCAUGAAACGUCAUGGUUUACUCAGUGGGAUUCUUGCCCAGAUCACCGCGGUCCGUCGCGGGAACAAGCAACAUGGACUCACAUCAGAAAGGCGAUUAUGGAAAGUAUGCGGACUUGUCGAAUAUUACUCCUGA